GCCACCGACAGAGUCACGCUGCACAGCUGCCCGCUCCCCGAGCUCAGUGCCACAAUGGCAACUGCACCUUACAACUAUUCCUACAUCUUUAAGUACAUCAUUAUUGGGGACAUGGGUGUAGGAAAGUCCUGUUUGCUUCAUCAAUUUACAGAAAAGAAGUUUAUGGCAGACUGUCCUCACACAAUUGGUGUUGAAUUUGGCACAAGAAUAAUUGAAGUUAGUGGCCAAAAAAUUAAACUACAGAUUUGGGAUACAGCAGGACAAGAGAGAUUCAGGGCUGUCACAAGAAGCUACUACAGAGGAGCAGCAGGAGCUCUCAUGGUCUACGACAUUACCAGAAGAAGUACGUAUAACCACUUAAGCAGCUGGCUGACAGAUGCAAGGAACCUCACCAAUCCAAAUACUGUGAUAAUCCUUAUAGGAAAUAAAGCAGAUCUGGAAGCACAGAGGGAUGUGACAUAUGAAGAAGCCAAACAAUUUGCUGAAGAAAAUGGUUUAUUGUUCCUUGAAGCAAGUGCAAAAACUGGAGAGAAUGUUGAGGAUGCCUUCCUGGAGGCUGCCAAGAAAAUCUACCAGAACAUCCAAGAUGGAAGCCUGGAUCUGAACGCUGCAGAGUCAGGUGUACAGCACAAACCGUCAGCUCCGCAGGGGGGGCGGCUAACCAGUGAACCCCAGCCCCAGAGAGAAGGCUGUGGCUGCUAGUGACCUCUGUUCCAUGGCUCCAUUUCUGACCUUUCACCUCUGUCUGAGGGGAGUGGUGCUUUUGACCGCUUCCCUGUCUUCUGUACAUCUUACUGGGUUUAAUUAAAACUCUGAGACAAGUUUAACACAGUACUAAACUGCUAAACAACUUUAGAUGUAAUCAGGUUAUCAAAGGCAAGUAGAGUAAUAAAACCUCUCCUGCAUGGUAAAUCUAGAAGUUUUUUUUUUUUUU
Molecule: messenger RNA, 934 nt
Organism: Indicator indicator
Lineage: Eukaryota; Metazoa; Chordata; Aves; Piciformes; Indicatoridae
Gene: RAB14
Product: RAB14, member RAS oncogene family
Exons: 8
Coding region: 55-702 (215 amino acids)
Biological process (GO): endocytic recycling; defense response to bacterium; phagosome maturation
Cellular component (GO): phagocytic vesicle; recycling endosome; trans-Golgi network
Molecular function (GO): GTPase activity; GTP binding
Source: RefSeq, a predicted model, not a curated record